This is a messenger RNA of Alternaria burnsii, 1974 nucleotides long. RefSeq lists its product as uncharacterized. Lineage: Eukaryota; Fungi; Ascomycota; Dothideomycetes; Pleosporales; Pleosporaceae. The coding region runs from base 1 to 1974 and encodes 657 amino acids. The transcript has 3 exons. The record is from RefSeq and is a predicted model, not a curated record.
AUGAAGCUACCACUUGCAUACAUCUCCUCUCGAAGUGCACCAAAUGGCGGGUCGGAUAGAAUGGACACCGUCAGGAUUGUGUCAUGGACCGCUCUUGUCAUCACAGUCAUCGUCUUUGGCGCACGCCAGAUCAUGAAAAUCAUCGUUUUUCGCACAGUCACGAUCGAUGACCUUUUCAUGUUCCUAGCAUUCUCAUUCGGUAUCGGCCUCUCAGCAACAGCUAUCGUUCUAUCAUUCGAGGGCCUCGGCACCGCCGGCCCUUUGAUGCUCGAUCAGAUCGACCUGCUCACCAAAGGCUAUUACGCGUCCGAGAUCUUGUAUGUCGCAGCUAUUGGCCUCGCGAAAUUGUCAAUUUUGGUUUUGUUCUACAAUGUUGUUGCAAUGCAGCGUACCAUCCGCCGAAUCGUCAUGGCCUUUGGUAUUCUGGUGUCAGCUUGGACGAUAGCAUCGGUUAUGGCGAUCGCAUUUCAGUGCGAUCUUCCUCGACCAUGGGACAUCACAAGUCAAAAAUGCUCUAACAUGCAUAUUUUCUGGAUCGUCUAUUGCAUAUUCGAUAUGUCAACCGAGGUCGCCAUCAUCAUGCUAUCAGUAUACCUUGUGGCAUAUCUUCAAGUACGACUUUCCAGGAAGUUUGCCAUCUUCGCAUGCUUUGCGCCACGCAUGCUUGUGCUGAGUGCGGCGCUCGUUCGCCUCAUCCUGCUGUAUCCAGUCGCACCCUACGACGAUCCUCGAUACCGGCUUUGGGAACCAGCAAUCAUGUCGCAAGUUCAGGUGUGCCUUGGCAUCGCUACUGCAAGCAUUCCGUACAUGAUUCCUUUAUUCAAAGGACUGGACAGUGACUUGCGAAAGAGUCACCUUGUGAAGAACCGGCUUCACUUCAUAGAUGAGGAAGCGGGACGAUCAAAGUCAUCGCUGUGGUUUCGCCGACAUAGCAAGAGGAAAUCCCUAGAUCUUUGGGAUUCUUCUGCAGAAGCAGGUGUCCAAUACCAUCAUCUAUCGCAAGUCUCGCCUUAUCCUUCUACUUCAAGACCUCUUUCGCCCUUACCACCUCCGAGACCGCAUACACCGCUGGGUAGACAAGCCAGCGUACGCGGCCUGAAUAUUUAUAUACCAUGUCGAGAUCCUCAACGGCAACGAAGUUUGGAUUGGGCAAGUCCACGAACAGAGAGCUCAGGCGCACUGUCACCAUCGUGCACAUCGCCGCAAGCUUUGCUCUUGCAAUCAUUCAUUCCUUCCAGGAAGGCACCCAGCCCACCGUCAAGAAUUCAUAGCCCCAUGCCGACUUCUCCAAGCUCGUGCUAUUCCAGUCGCACUCCUACACCGGCCUUGACCGCACCGUACACACAACGCCUUUCGCUAUUUCCGCUUGAUGGCUCCUCUUCUAACUCAUCGCAACCCAAGAAAAGCCCAUAUCUGACUUCUAUCAUACCACCUAUUCGAUCCAUGCAGUCGCAAACAGCACCCAGGAUCAUAGAGUCGCCAGAGCUGUCAUUGUCUAGAAGCCCUUCCGGACCUGGGUCGCUGCUGGUACGGUCGUCCAGUCGUGCACAACCCCCAAAAUUUAGUAUUACAACGCAUCUUGAGACACCACCGCCAAUGGACGCAUAUGAGGGGAGAGGUUUUAGACCAGGUUCCAUACAAGAUCUAACGUCUCCCAUGGGUGCAGCCAUCAAUGGAUGGUUCAGCAGUGCGAAAACAAAAUACUCCUCGCCUUUGUCUUCACCCAUAAACGCUUCGCCAAAUUGUCAAUCGGUGGUCGAAAACUAUGAGUUGUCAUCGAUGCGCUCGAUUGAUACACCGAGAUCACCUCCUCCAAGUCUUCUACGCUCACAUGCUCGAGUAGACAUUGCACAAGAUGCGCCUAACUCGCCUAACGACACACCACUUGGCACGCAGAAUCCUAGAUGGCAAACGAUUCCUUCUGUACAUGACGUCCGACACAGUCCAAGGAUUGUCUUUCAACAUCCUUCAUAG